Messenger RNA from Manihot esculenta (cassava), 522 nucleotides. RefSeq names its product transmembrane protein 258. The coding region runs from base 161 to 391 and encodes 76 amino acids. NCBI's taxonomy places the organism in Eukaryota, Viridiplantae, Streptophyta, Magnoliopsida, Malpighiales, Euphorbiaceae. The record is from RefSeq and is a predicted model, not a curated record. Gene Ontology annotation, biological process: protein N-linked glycosylation. Gene Ontology annotation, cellular component: membrane-bounded organelle. The transcript has 4 exons.
CGUUGAGUCAUGAGGAACGGGACUCAUCUCCCCCGAGACAUAUAAACUGAAGCUCAAGCCACAGCACUUAGCCUAUUAAGAUUGCUAGCGCGUGGCUACACUCUCCUCGAUCCAGACCAGAGCGAAGAGAGAUCACCUGCUUCUUUCUCAGUCGUCGCCAAUGUCUCCAAAACCGAUCACGAGCCCCGUUCCUGUGACAUGGUAUCCAACCCUAGCCGUCUCUAUGCUUGCGAUAGGCCUUGUGAUCACUGCUUCCUUCUUCAUCUAUGAAGCAACCUCAUCUAGGCGAAACCGCAGUCUUGCCAAGGAGCUUACAACAGGAGCAUUUGCAUCUUUCUUUCUGGGUUUCGGGACUUUGUUCCUGCUGCUUGCUUCUGGUGUUUAUGUUUAGGGUCUUAUUGUCGAACCAAUGAAAGUCUUGCUCCUAAUGUUGAACCAAUUAAUUUUUUUGAUAAACAAGUCAAAGUUAUGCAUGAAAGAUGAUGGUUGGAUUGCUAGUUAAUAUUUUUGUUUCCUGGUUAA